Messenger RNA from Paramecium pentaurelia, 2443 nucleotides. NCBI's taxonomy places the organism in Eukaryota, Ciliophora, Oligohymenophorea, Peniculida, Parameciidae. The record is from the annotation of a GenBank genome assembly.
UGUAUGCUCUUUUCUCAAGAUAAAGAACCUCCUAAAGGUAUUUUUAUUGUUCUAGACAUUUAGGUUUUCAAAAAUUUUAAAGAAAAUCCAAAUUAUAGCAAGAAGAAUCUAUUACACAAAAAGAAGAAAAAAAGGUUUCAGAAAAACCCAAUUAAGAGGAAGCAGAGAAGAUCAUCUAAGAUGAGUAAUAAGAAGAAGAGUUACCUCCAAAAGGUAUCUUAAUUUGCAUAUAUUGUAAUAGUGGAAAAACCAUAGAAAAAGAAAUAUCAAUUUACAUAUGAUCCUAAAUCCUUUAACUUAUAAGAUGAGAAUUAGAAGAAAGAGAAGUUGAAAUCAGAUUAAUAGGAGGAGAAAGACAAAGAAGAGGAGAAAUAAGAAAAAUAAGAAAAUUAAGAAGAAGAUGAAGAAUAAAAAUAAUAACAAUAACAAUAAUAAUAAUAAUAAUCAGAAAAGAAAAAAUCUUCAUUUCCAGAAAUUGAUUUUAGCAAAUUUACAGAAUAUAUAAAGAAUCCAAAGAAUCGCAAUUAUAUUUAUAUGUUUUUAGGUGUAAGUGGUUUAGCUUCACUUUAUACUUAUUUGAAUAUGGAAGAGUAAAUUACUUAUACUGAAUUUUUAAAGAAUUAUUUAGAAACUAAUUAAGUCAGUUCAAUUACAAUCUAUAAUAAUGAUAAUAGCAAAGUUAAUUAAGCUUCUAUCAAAACAACUAGAGGAGAAUCUAAAAAAUUAAUUUUAGGGAAUGUGGAUCAUUUUUUAGAAAAUCUAGAACGUUUUUAAAUUGAAAAAGGAGUUUAUCCAGAGUAAUUCAUUCCAAUUUCAUUUGAAACAUAAGUAGAUAAAGCAAAAAUGAUUGAUAGAGCAUUGAAUUUAUUAUAUUAUGGAGUUUCAGCUGUUCUGAUCUUUUAUAUCUUUAAAUCACUUAAAGGUAGUAUGGGAAAUAUUGGAAAAGGACCUGGUGGUGGUGGAAAUGAUGUAUUUGGUUUUGGAAAAUCAAAUGUAAAGUAAUUUGGAUUUGAAUAAAAUGUAAAAAUCAAGUUUAAAGAUGUGGCUGGAUUAGAUGAAGCUAAAUUAGAAAUUAAAGAAUUUGUAGACUUUCUUAAGAAACCUAGAAAAUAUAAAGAAAUGGGAGCUAAAUUACCAAGAGGAGCUUUAUUGGCAGGACCACCAGGAACUGGUAAAACUAUGGUAGCAAAGGCUUGUGCAGGUGAAGCUGGUGUUCCAUUUUUCUUUGUAAGUGGAUCAGAUUUUGUCGAGAUGUUUGUAGGUGUUGGUGCUAGUAGAGUUAGAGAUUUAUUUAAAUAAGCAAAAGCAAAAUCUCCUAGUAUUAUUUUUAUAGAUGAAAUUGAUGCAGUUGGUAGAAAAAGAGAUGCAAAAAUUGGUGGAAAUGAUGAAAGAGAUAAUACAUUGAAUUAAUUAUUAGUUGAGAUGGAUGGAUUUGGAACAGAUACUAAUGUUAUAGUUUUGGCAGCUACAAAUAGAAAAGAAUUACUUGAUCCAGCACUUACUAGACCUGGUAGAUUUGAUAGAUCAAUUGAUAUUACAUUACCAGAUAUUGAAGGAAGAAAACAAAUAUUUAUGGUUCAUUUGACUCCUUUAAAGUUGGAUCCAUCUAAGACUAUGGAAGAAUAUGCAAAGAGAUUGGCUACUCUAACUCCAGGAUUUAGUGGAGCAGAAAUAGCCAAUCUUUGUAAUGAAGCUGCAAUAAUGGCAGCAAGAGCUAAUAAGACAUAUGUGGAUGCUCAUGAUUUUGAGAUGGCAUCAGAAAGAGUUAUGGCUGGUUUAGAGAAGAAAAGAAUCAUUAGUGAAGAAGAAAGGAAGACGGUUGCAUUUCAUGAAUCUGGACAUGCUGUAGCUAGUUGGUUUUUAUAAGGAGGUCAUCCACUUCUUAAAUUAACUAUAAUCCCUAGAAGUAAGGGUUCAUUAGGUUAUGCUUAAUAUUUACCUAAUGAAUCUAGUUUGGAGACUAAAUAAGAAUUAUUGGAUAGAAUAUGUUGUAUAUUAGGAGGUAGAGUUGCUGAAGAGAUUUUCUUUGGAUAAGUUACUACUGGAGCAUAUGAUGAUUUAAAGAAAGCUUAUGAUGUUGCUCAUAGUAUAGUUACAAAGUUUGGUAUGAAUGAGAAUAUUGGAUAUAUUGGAUUUUAAGAGGGAGAGUUUUAAAAACCAUAUAGUGAUAGCACUAAUAAAUAGAUCGAUGAUGAAAUUAGAAAGCUUAUUGAAGAAUAGACUUAAAGAACUAGAUAAUUAAUAAAUGAAAAAAAGGAAUUUGUUAAUAAGUAUUAUUUUAGUUUGAUUAUAUUUUAGAUUGGCUUCUACUUUGUUAGAAAAAGAGACUCUCGAUUUAUAAAAAAUAAUUGAAGUUUUGGGAGAACGACCAUUUCCACCGAAAUCCAAUUAUAAGGCUUAUUUGGAAAUAAAAAAGGAAGAUUAAUAAACAACUUCUUAAUGA